UUAAAAUUACAUUUUUAUCCCUUUUUUUUAUAUCUUUUUUCCAUCACCCCCUCUUGUUGGUGACGUCACUGAAAGGAGGAGCACGACCGCCACAAGGAGCUGCUUCGAGGAGCUACCGUCGUCGUCAUCUUCUCGAACUGCUUCUGCGUGCGCCGUCUUCGCCGUCGUUAUCUAGAUAUUUCAAUAGCUGCCGCAGAUGUUGAGUUCCGGUGCUUUGUUGGUGGGCUUGCAUGGGCCACCCAAUAGCGAAGCUCUAGAGAAAGCCUUCUCUGCCUACGGAGAAAUUGUUGAAUCGAAGGUCCGUUUAUUGCAGGCAUCAUCCAUCGGGAUCUGAAUAUCGAUUCGGAUUUGGAUUUGUUACCGCUAUCCAUCUGAUCUGUGAUCUUUGCCAUGAGGGAUGCGAUUGAUGGCAUGAACAGCUCUAACUUUGAUGGCCAUAACAUCACUAUCAACGAGACUCAAUCCCGUAGAGGUGGCGGAAGUGGUGGAGGUGGCUUCAGAAGCGAAAGCGGCGGUAGUUAUAGUGAUGGCGGAUUUAGCCGCGACGGCGGUGGUAGUGAAUACGGAGAUGGGGCCGUCAUGAAGGUAGAUACAACAGAAACGGUGGUAGCAGCGGUGGCUACGAAAAAAAAAUGUGAAAAGAAGAAGAUGAAAGUAUUUAUGUAAGUUACUAUUUUAUUUUAUAGUUUUUUUUAAGACCAUCAAGAA
Molecule: messenger RNA, 708 nt
Organism: Arachis ipaensis
Lineage: Eukaryota; Viridiplantae; Streptophyta; Magnoliopsida; Fabales; Fabaceae
Source: RefSeq, a predicted model, not a curated record